This is a messenger RNA of Rhizophagus irregularis DAOM 181602=DAOM 197198, 486 nucleotides long. RefSeq lists its product as uncharacterized. NCBI's taxonomy places the organism in Eukaryota, Fungi, Glomeromycota, Glomeromycetes, Glomerales, Glomeraceae. Gene Ontology annotation, biological process: phosphorylation. The record is from RefSeq and is a predicted model, not a curated record. Gene Ontology annotation, molecular function: transferase activity, transferring phosphorus-containing groups.
AAUGAUGAAGAAAAUUUAUUAAUAGAGAAUAAUAAUAAUACUGCUAUAAUACAAGCGAGAAAAAAACGUGUAUAUGAUUUAUUACAUCCUAAUAAUCAAUCUCAUCAUCAACAAGAUGUUUUACUAUGAUUGAUGUUGAACCAAGAGAUAAUGGCUCUGAAGAUGGUGUAUUAAAACAAUUAUUAAUGAAUCAUCAUUAUCGUUCAUCAUUAAGUGAUCAAUAUAAGAAACAUGCAAGAGUACAAGAUACAACAACAACGGAUACAUCAUCAUCAUCAAAUAAAAUUCACGCGUUAAUAACAAUAACUGAUACAGGAUGUGGUAUAUCACCAUCAUUUUUAUCAACAAAUAUAUUUCAACCAUUUUCUCAAGAAAAUUCUUUACAAAUUGUUACAGGAUUAGGAUUAUCUAUAGUAAAAUUAUUAGUAGAAUAAAUGUGAGGUAAAUGAGAUGUUGAAAGUGAAGAUGGAGUUGGUACAAGAUUUA